This is a messenger RNA of Rattus norvegicus (Norway rat), 26099 nucleotides long. Lineage: Eukaryota; Metazoa; Chordata; Mammalia; Rodentia; Muridae. The record is from RefSeq and is a predicted model, not a curated record.
UCACUACCCCUGCCCCGCCCCUCAUAGUGGCACUCUCGCCAUCUUACCCCCCCUUCUAGCCUAGCUCAGUCACCUUUUCCCUUUCUACAAUCUUUGCCCCCACUCCCUGCCCCCCUGCCCGUCGUGUCCCGGGGCCGCCGCCGCAGACACCGCGCCAUCUCUGUCCCCUCUCAUUCUCCACGCGGGACGCGCAGCCGUGCCUCCACGUGUCUUAAGCAGAGAUGAAUAAUACUGCAGCUAGCCCGAUGUCUACUGCCACUUCAAGUAGUGGAAGGAAUGCUGGGAAGACCAUCAGCUUCGCCGCCGAGCUGCAGAGCAUGAUGUUUUCUUUAGGUGAUGCUAGGAGGCCUCUCCAUGAAACAGCAGUUUUGGUAGAAGAUGUGGUUCACACACAACUAAUUAACCUGUUACAGCAAGCUGCAGAAGUCUCUCAGCUUCGGGGAGCAAGAGUGAUCUCUGCUGAAGAUCUUCUGUUCUUGAUGAGAAAAGAUAAGAAAAAACUUAGAAGACUUCUAAAGUACAUGUUUAUCCGAGACUACAAGUCAAAGAUCAUCAAAGGCAUUGACGAGGAUGACCUCCUAGAAGAAAAACUGAGUGGCAGCAGCGGUACAAACAAGAGACAAAAGAUUGCUCAGGACUUGAUCAACUCUAUUGACCAGACAGGAGAGCUUCUGGCAAUGUUUGAAGACAACGAACUCGAUGAUGUUAAACAGGAAAGAAUGGAGAGAGCAGAAAGACAGACUCGAACUAUGGAUUCGGCUCAGUAUGCAGAGUUCUGUGAAAGCCGACAGUUAAGUUUCUCCAAAAAAGCAUCCAAAUUUCGAGACUGGCUGGACUGCAGCAGCAUGGAGAUAAAGCCCAAUGUUAUAGCUAUGGAGAUCCUGGCAUAUCUGGCGUAUGAGACAGUGGCCCAGUUGGUGGAUCUGGCUCUUCUUGUGAGGCAAGAUAUGGUAUCUAAGGCAGGGGAUCCCUUCAGCCAUGCCAUUUCUGCAACCUUCAUUCAGUACCACAAUUCUGCUGAGGGGUCCUCCUGUUUGAAGUCCAGCCCAGACUCUCCUGAGAACACACCUCCUCCUACACCAACAGCUCCCUCUUCUGGGUCCCAGCAUGCAGGUAGAGCUGCGUCUGGCUCCCUGGGGAACGGGAGCACAGGACAAGACUCUGCCAAAACCAAGCAGAGGAAGAGGAAAAAGAGCACUGCGGCCUGUGGUGUCGAGGCUCACAGCGAUGCCAUCCAGCCCUGCCACAUCAGAGAGGCGAUUCGACGCUACGGCCACAAGAUUGGCCCUCUCUCCCCAUUCACAGCAUGCUAUCCGUGAAGAAGAGAAAAAGGAGAAAAGGAAGCCAGUCUAGAGUCUGUAUCAUCUCUUGGAAACCAUUAUCUAAGGUGUGAUGGGUCCCUGCUUGCACUGAACUAACCUCACUCUAGUGUUAAUGAUUCAGCAAGUAAUGUCCACACGGUGCACUCACAAAUGGCUAAACAAGAGAGACCAGCGUUCUGUGUACUGCUGUGCGUUUACUCUUGCUCACCAACAGGACUGGUGCAGUUUAAAGCCACACCCUUCUGACAUCGAUGCUCAUUUCCUGUAUUUUUAAAGGCAGCACUUGAUUUCAGAGUAUGAUAGCGGUCCCCUUGGAGUGUUGGUACUUCUCCUACUUAAUGACACAGUGAAUCCGUGGAAGGACCAUGUUAGCAUCGUCCACAUCCUGAGCCUCCCUAUAGCUGUUGUACCUACAUUUGAUUCAGUAAAUGUUUGCUACAAAUCAUGUUAAAAAUAUGUGAGGCUGAUGACAUGGCCGAUUUAAAGGGGGACUCGGGUGCCCCUGCUUGCUCCUCCGACUAAAAAGCAGAGUGUCUCAGAAUCAGAAAAAAAAGCUUCAACCUGCCUGAGCAAGCCAGGAAGCAUUUGGAGGGUCAUUUACAUGUGAACCAAAUUUGCCCCACAAAGGCAAAUGAGUGACAGUUUUAAAAAGGCUGAGAGAGCAGAAAUGCAACUCUGGAAAGCAGCAGGCUGCUCAGGCACCUAUGAAAGUCAGCCUUGGGGUUGGGAAUUUAGCUCAGCGGUAGAGGGCUUGCCUAGGUUCAGUCCCCAGCUCCGGAAAAAAAAAAAAAAGAAAGUCACCCUUGACAGGAACCCAGAGACCUGAAGCUUCCAAGAAUGGUUGUCUUGUUUCUGUUUUGUUUUGUUUUGUUUUGUUUUUUUUAAGACAAGUGUCCCAUGUAGCCCCACAGACUCCCUAUGUAGCCAAGGAUGAGUUUGAACUUCUGAUCCUCCUGUCUCCUCCUCCUCAAGUGCUGAGGACCCUCCUCCAGCAUCGCCCAGUGCAUGCUGUGCUGUGCGGGGAGGAAACCCCAGACCUGAGCACACUCAGCAAGCACUCUGCCACGGGAGCCUCUUCCCCAGCCCCAGGAGUUUAAUUCAAAACAAGAUCGCCUAGACUCAUCUUAAAAGGUUAGAUAACUGAUGUCAUCAAGGAGUUAUUUUAACCUGGGGGGCAAGGAGUAGAUUUGAGCUGUCCUGUGUUAGAGAAUAUAAUUCAGAAGGUAAUAGGAAGAGAGAGUUGCCCAAGAUGGCGUGAUAAACGCCAAAGAGGUGGCCACUGUGACAGGACCUGGAGUCUCCUUGACCUAGGGAUAGUGAAAAUGAAGAAGACAAAGUGUGUUCAGGAGUUAUUUGUCCUGCAGAAUAAAUGUUCUCUUCAUGAGAGAACAUAAUGUGUGCCACCAUGCAAACUGUUAACAUGCUUUCAGGAUUAAAGUCGGUGUGCAGCAGCUUGCCGAGAACUCGAGUUUAAAGACAACACAGAGACUAAGGGGUUGGUGCCCUGGAGGCUUGCUUGCUAAGGAGCACAAACAGUGCUUAAUGCAUAAAUGACCUAAACACAAAUCUAGACAAGACACUCCAGCUUUCUGUUUGAUUUUAUGGAGAUAUUCAUUUCUGACCCAAAAGUCAGAGUAUUAUGCUGGUUUCAUGACCAAAUUGACUUCCUAAUCCACUGCCGAAUUUGGUCUCGCAUUCCUGGAAGAUGACUGUGACCAAGCCAGGGUGCGAGUGCUCUUUCAGCGUAGAAGGGUUUGUACAGCAGCUUCCUCCCCUAAUCUGGGAUUAGCACUGAUAGCUGUGAGAGACUUCUGUCCCUACUCCUGAUCCCCAAAAGAGAAAGACACAAUGGAACCCUGACUGGGAGUCCAGGUUUUCCAGAACUUGUGGAAUGACACAUUGGCCAGUCAUCCUAGCUCGGUGCUACUGGCUGGAGACGGCUGCAGAGCCCACCAUUAGCUACAAGUCACCGCUCAGCGAGCACUUCCAGCCCUAAGAGGCUUCGUCUCAGUUUUAGAUUUUUUUUUCUUGCCCUUUCUGCUAAAAGUCCCUCCUUCAGAUUUAUGAAAGAAAACAUUUCUUUCUGUAAAAGGUUUUUGUACACCCGCAUCUGGAAGUGUUUAUUUCAGUGGCAUGUAAGCUAUCUGUGGAUUUAGUUAGCACCAGACCCCCUUUUGUGUACUUCUGCCUUAAAAAUUUUAUAAAUGAUCUUAUUGAAUUUGUGCCAGUGUGCACAUGGCUUGGCUGAUUGCUGCAUAUAUCCUUUACCUGCCAGUCACCUUUGAUUUAUGUUCCUUCUGCUAAGCUUUUGCCUUCCAAAAAUGGUGCCACUGAACUGUCCUCUAAAUCAUCUUAUUGGUUAAAUUACUCCAAGAUGAGUUGGUAUGCUUUUGGUUGCCUACAGACAGAAGAAUUUAUAUUUUCUGCCCAUACCCACUCCUAGCAAAGCCACUUACAGUGGAGGAUUGGACAGGCUAUGUCAUCGAUCUCCUUAUUCCAAAUGAAUACCAUCUGAAGCACUGUGCCAAGUUAAGACCAAAGCAAGAGAGAAGGGAUCUUUGGCAUCCACUGCUGCUGGGAGCCCUUCCUUUGCAAAUACGGCUGCAUCUUGAGCUGAAUCUGAUAUGAAAGCAUCUUUUCACUUCUCAGAAAAAAAAAGGCCCUUCAUGUUAAAAUAAUAUACAUACAUACAUACAUACAUACUUACAUACAUACAGCAAGUUUUAUCAGAAAGGCUAAGCUUUGAGGGCUUCACACGGCUGCCCUGACCCGCUUGUUCCCUGGAGCAAAGCCAGUGGCUUGAGGUGGCUGAAGGUAGCUGUGGUGGGUUCAAAGUAUUCCCAUUUCUAAAAAGCCAGUUCUUAAGCACGAUAAAAUGAUGCAGCGCUUUAAGCCCGUUUUCUAAGUCAGUCUGUUGUAGAACAUGCCACCUAAGCUGAUGUCGCAGACUGCCAGCUGUACCAGUGCGUCACUGCCAGUUCACUUACCUAAAAAGUGAGUUUGCUGGUAAGGAAGCCAACUUAUAUGCACCACCAAUGCAAUUUUUAAAUGUCUUAUGUGCUCAAAUAUCUCACGUCAGAAACUUUGCGUCUCUCUGCUCUUUUUUCCCAUUCCAUACAGUAGUAGACGGAAAUUUUAAACUUCAUGAUUAUGCAUAAAAUGUAGGGAAGCAUUUUAAAAUGCUCUGACUCCACAAACCCCAGCAUCCUAGUUCACAAAUGGUUGCAGGCAAAGAACACAAUGAGACUGGUUGGCAGUGGUCCCACCAAGCCUGGAGGUAUUUAUUCCGAAAGACUCCCUAGACUCAUUUAAAGUCCUGGAAAUGUAUGUGGAGCACCCGUGCUCUGCCCAGGUGAAGCUGUCAGUCAGGCCUGCAGCGUGCCCUUCAGAAAGGCAACACCAGUUGGUUUUUGUCCUUAGAAAACGAGCACCAGAGAUGCAAGCCCUAGCUUUCCACUGAGAUCCCUAACGUCAAUGCAGUGUUCGUGUGUGUGCAUGUAUUCCUGGGAGGUUAGCCUCAGAAAUAUCCUAAAUAAGCCCAGUUUUUAUCAACGCCAAGUCAUACGCGUUACUGCUUUACAUCCUACUGUCUUUAAUGGAUUUCCAGUAUUUUGAGUCAACUUGCUUGAGUCAUAGUUUUAUCACUUGUGAAAAUUAGCAAAUUAUAAAUAAGUAUUAGGAACCUUUGAAAGCAUCCAGCACAAUCCCAAUAUAUAGAGUGUGCUAGGAAAAAGUACCAAUGAGCAUUUUCCUUAAAGAUCAUCGACAUCUUAAGAAAAUUCAGAAGUAUAGAUUAUAGUAAUAGCUUGUCAGUGAAACACUCCUGAGCAGUGUAGAGGGGAGGCCCUAGCCUAACAUGAGUAGGAGAUGGAGACCCAGGCCCACUGCUUAGCUUUCCUGUGACUGAUGAGAAAUGUUCCGUUUCCAUGUCUUUUUAGCACAUAGAAUGAUGAUAACAUGGUUAAGGCAGAAACACAGAGUCUCUUGAGAUCUGGGAACACUAGACUCCUUCCCUGCUCUGCAUGUUUGCCUUUGUGUGGGCAAGCAUGUCCAUGCUGAGCAAAGUUUCACUUCCGGCCGUGGUGGCAUUACUAACCACAUGUGGGGAGGGAAGCUUAGAGGCAGAAGGGUAUGGUAAAAAGAUGAAAAGCUGCAGAAACUGUGGCUUCCAAAAAGUCACUGCCAGAAGCUUUUCCAGGAACAAGAGCUUAGAGGAGUUGGAAACUUUAGGUUGAAAGGAAAAACUGAAUGAUGGAAAUGCAUUGUGAACUUGCUUUAAUUAUAGGUUUCCAACUUGGGGUGCAAAAGGCUCCUUACCUGGAAGCAGCUCCUACUGCCACUGUCACUGAGCCUGGGGCUGCUACUGACGGAGAAUCACCGUCCAAUCUUAAACUGUACGCCACACUGGGAAAAGGAAACAUUUCACACAAGUGAAAUCCAACAGAAUUGUCCAGUGGUAAUACUUACGCUAGUGACUAAGACGACCUUGAGUCAGCUGAGUUAGCUACUGAAGGAGGAUCAAGACAGGUUUGGAGACCACUCCAAAUUAAGAAUGGUGCGGAAUCUCUGCCAUCUGCUGCUUUCGGUGUUUGACAUUCACGGACUUCCCCAUCAUAUGAAACUGAAAGGUAUUCUUCCGUUCCCUUGGUGGAAAGAGAAAUACUGUACGGUUAGGUGAACAGACUCUCUCAGGCUGUCCUUCCUGACAGUGGACCAGCAUUUCUUCUAUCCUUGGUUGAAAGAAUUUUGCCACCGUCUUAACAUGAAUUCUGAAUGUCAGUACUUCCUGUAAAAGUCAAGCUCUAGGGAAACUUUCCUUUGAAGGCUUGCAGGUCUGCUGACCCUGGGAGUUCUUGGUAAUGUUGGCAAUACAGAUCCCGUCUCUUCUAUUUCUCAGAUUAUGGACCAGUUUUCUCUCAUCCAGUCCUAGUCUCCCACCAAUUCCUUCCAAGAUAUUUUAUAUUUCCCAGUUUUACUGAAACCUGUUCCUCAUCAGUCCUGGUAAGAUGAAGGAGGGGCACUAAUCAUAUGGAGCCGCCAGGAUAACAAACAACACUUUGCUUCAUUUUGCUUACUUUGAGCAUCAUAUAAACAUAUUUUUAUAUGUGCAAAUGGAUGCACAGAUUUAUAGAACAACAGUGGCAAUGGCAGAGUCCAGUUUCAAUCUCCCUGGCCUAUAUGAGUGAGUGUUCUACGACCUCUAAGUCAGUUUACAGAGAACCCCAGGGCCGCCAGAAGGCGGAGUGAAUGUUUUGUUAUUACUGGCAUUGCUUGUCCAUCUGUGGGUCUCCUCAGGAGUGGCGGCUGUGUAAAAAUGAAAUGUUCAUAACAACCAUAUUGAAGGAAAUGGACCCAGCCUCUGCUUCUCCUGUCACACUGCAGGCUUAGCUGAAGCUAACUGUCGUGGGCUGACUUGGUACUCAGCCCCUCAUUCAGGACUGAGACAGAGCUCCUUGUAGUCUGAACAGAGAGAGGAGGAGCUGGGCCCCAAGACUUCUGGACUAAUCUUCAAACUUCCUUGAGAUUAUGGCAGGAGGUAUUGUGAGGAGUACAAACGAAACAUCUGAUCUCCAUGAUUUUAACUUAACACAAAACUAAUCUUAUUUCCACAAAUGUUCUUGGAGCAUUUUUCGUCUUGGGAGGGAAAGUAGUUUUGGAUUAGAAUAUUGUUCUUUGCAAUGUACUUAAUGAAAUAAUGUUUCAUUCACAUGGCCAUUUAAUAAGCCAUAAGUUUUAAACUGAAAGCUUCCAGUGGGGACUGGAGUUCUGUUUAACUCUCAGUCAUUAUUAAAGCCACAGUUUUAGGAAGGAAGCUCCGCUGGGCUGUGGCAAGGCCUGACGCGGCACAAUCCACUCUAGAAGCAGCCAAUUGACAGAACUGAAGAACACAAUUAGCAAAACCAUGUUAAUAUUAACAGAUCUGUUACAGAUCGCAUAGACAGCCCUACUUUUCUGAUAAAAGUGCCUUUGUUAGUGGUAUGCGUACCCCUGUACAGUCUCAGACACAUUUUUAUGAUGCAUUUUUAUGUAUAGCCAUCAAUUAGGAGAAAAGUCUAGACAUCUUGUUUUCAAACUCUUCUUGGAAAAUUACCCCACAUGCUGCUACAAAAUAUCUCAGGUCCCUACACACACAAGUUGUCUAUGUUCUGAGUGAGGCAUUUUUCUCUUUACCCCCAUUAAGAAAUUCCCACCUUCUAGUUUUUGUUUUUGUUUUUCCAUUUGGCAAAAACAAAAAACAGAUAGCAGCAGGUUGAAGAUGGGACACCACGUUUCUUCACUGGAGGAAAAUAAACCUUUUUAUGCCAAAGAAAAGCAGCUAUCUCCAGAGAUGCUGUCCCUUUACCACCUAAAGGGGUAGGAGGGUGAGUUUCACAAUCUCAGUCAAGAGGAACACAAGGUAAAGGAGUGUAUCCCUGUGUGCUCUGGCUGAGGUGAAAACGGUAUUCACCCCCAUAGGCAGAUAAAGACAAGUAAAGAAGCCUCUUCCCUCAGCCACCCCCAGCAGGAAGACUAGUUCUCAGAGUCUGCCUCUCUUAGGAGGCAGGGUGGGGGGCUGGUUGGCUCUUUCUUCCUGCUGGCCAGGGAAUCAGGCUGCCUCAGUGCAGAAGAACCAUGAAAACAUGAGGAAGAGUACAGUUAUUCAGACACAACUGCCACAUGGUUCUACAUACAUGAAGUUUCUAGGACAGACAUUCAGAGCAUCAGAGAACAGAUCAUAAGUUAUUAGACAUGAAGCAGCAAGGAAAAAUUACUUUAUCCAUAUAGAUUGUUUGGUCAGGGGUAAAGGAGAAGUUAUAGAAAAUAGUAAUCCUGGUCGUGAUGAUAUUUUAAAUACAACUAUUGAAAUGCACACUUAAAAUAAAAUAGACUGGCAACAGGGCACAGCACACUUGUGAUCUCAGCACGAGGGAGGCCACAGCAAGAGGAGGAUGAGUUGAAGGCCAAUUUGGGAUACACAGCAAGACCCUGCCCCCAAAUAGAAUAUAAUUCAUUAUAAAUAGUUAAAAUGACCAUUUUCAUGUUUGAAAUAUUCUACCACAUCCUAUCCACAGAGAAAAGACUGCUGUGUCCUAGAGGUCUGUUGCUUAGCCUGCCCCUAAGUGAAAGGCAGUGCGGUGUAGCUGGAAGCAGCUUAGGAGUGUGGGGUGCCAAGCUGUAUUUUAGUUCCAUAUUAACAUUCUGGCCUCCAGAUAUACUCAGAAUUGGCACAGUAUCAUUAAGAGUUUAUACUGCUCUUCAAUCAGUAUAUCUGUAGGUCUGUGUGUAAAGUAUAAUAUCAAGAGUCUGUGAGCAGCUAGCUGGCCACACUGCCUUUGGAACCACGGAUGCUUUUAUUGAAAAUGAGACUAGAAUCCUAGAGGCUAGAGAGCUAGUUGAGCCACUAAGAGUGUUUUUCUCAGAAACUACAUGUUUCACAAUUGUCUGUAACUCCAGAUCCAAGGAAUCCAACACGCUCUUCUGCCCUACACAGGUACCAGGCAUACACAUGGUUCACAUACAUACAUGCAAGCAAACAUACACAUAAAAAUAAAUUUUUAUAAAAAUAUAACCCUAUUAAACUUUCAAAAAUGAAAGUUUUAAAUUAGCUUUAUUUAUAUAAUAAAAAAUCACAAAAGCAAAACCAUCGUAGUGACAUCAAUAGAGCUGAGAAAAGACAAGCUAAAUCAUAGUAUAUUCUAUGCAUUGCCUCAGAGCAAUGCAGACUUUUGAACUUGUUACACUGAGUUAAGGUCACAACUUUGCCAGUAAUGAAAUCCUUUAGAAUCAUCUGAAAAUUAUUUAUCUUGUUUUCUGGAUCUGCCCAAAGAAAGAACAAAUUUAACUUUGCAACCAGUCAGAUCCCUAGUGUGGGCCUGUUGACUAAAAUCAGCUGAAGAGAUUUGUUCUGAGGAGCUGGGAAAUAGAGGAGAAGAGUUCCAACAGCAGUAGAGUCAGAUCAAUAGUCAGCCAUGGUCUUGAGGCAAUGAAAUCAGUUUUGAAUCACGCUGUCAAUCGUUGGUGUUGAUAACAUUAACAAAAGCUAACCCAACAAUGUUAGCAGUGGCUUACAGCACAGACAAACAAGAAGCUUACCACAGUCACCUCUCUGCUUGGCUAUUUCACUCACAAAGGAAAUAAGCUCGCUCUUUCUUUCUUCCUUCCUUUCUUUCUUUCUUUGCUUAGAAAAAAAUGUCUUUUCUAAAUAAAAUUUUAAAAAAUAACCUGAACAAGGAAAUUAAAGUUUUUGCCUAACUGUGAAGGAGAAAGCUCAUACUAUUCUUAAAGCCUGUGUCUGCAGAGAGUAGCUCCUGCCUUUAUAAACCAGAGCACACCGUUGCUAGAAAAGCAAUGUAGAUGAAUUAUUUGGAGGUGCAGGGAACUUGGUGUUGUUGUUUCUUGAUAUUUUCUUAAAUUCUAUGAAAUGAGUUAGAGGGUAUACAUGUUUGAACGGCUUCCCUUUUGUCAUCAAAAGUUAAUUGGAAAAUUAAAACAAUGCUUAGUGAUUUUGAAAUACAAACUAUAAGCAGUAAAUAAUCCUGAACUGGAAGUCUGUAGUAGAAUGCCUAUGUACACAUACACACACACAUGAACACACAAACACACACACACACACACACACACACACACACACACACACACAUAUAUGAAAGCUCUAGAAACCAUGGUUGACACAGCAUGAGGAACCUUGGGGGAAAGAUAGGUGGCUGGGAAGAUAGUCUGACAAGAACAAAGCAGGAGCUAACAUGGGAGAGUGGGAAGCACCGCUGUAGAUUUGGGCUGUGGGAAAGAAUGGGGAGGAAGUAAGGCUUCACAGGUAGACAGAACUGACCCAUGCCUGUGAUUAUCCCAGGACAGGGAGUUAGAAGAGGUGUGGGAAGUGGCUGCUCAGCCACAGAAUGCAGGCAACAGCCUUCUUCCUAGAGAACACCUGUGGCCUUCAGCACGAACUUCCCAUAUGCAUUCUAAAAGGCUGUACUAAUUUCUCUACCAGUGUGAAGGCCCAGAUUUCACUGUUUGGUCCAGUGUUACCGUGUUUUGAACUUAAACACGGUACUUACACACUAAAGAGCCAGUCAUUUCAUAGCCUACUGGUAUUUCUGUCAUGUAGCCUACUGUGAAACUAAAAUGCUCCGCUCUUUUUGCAUGAGUCUUAGAGACUCCAGUGCUCAGAAGCCAUCCACCUGGUUUGAGGUGGUUUCGGGGCAAUGGGUUGAUGGAGAGGAUCUCUCAUUGACCUGCAGCUUUUCAAGUAGGCCAGGCUAGCUGUCCAGCAUGCCCCAGGGAUCUGUCCCUACCUCCCCAUUGUAGAGAUCACAAGCACACACCAACAUACCUGCCUUUUUUUGUGGUUUCUUGGGAUCAAACUCAGAUCACCAUGUUUGCAUGGCAAGCAUUUUGUCGGGUGAGCCUUCUCCCCAGCCCAUGUCUAGGUUUUAAGUACAAGUCUAUGAGUCUCUGCUCAUUUGCAUUGUGAAAAAGCCAGCAUCUGUAACCUACUUAUCCCUCAAGUAAGUAAAAAAUAAAGAGAAUGAAUGAACCAUCACCAUAACUUGUAAAAUUGUAGGUAAAUUGAUCAUCUAACCUUGCAGCCAUCCCAAGCAGCAUGAGAUGACAUUGUACCAUAUGUAGACCAGCCCAAGAAAAGACCAAAGUUCAGUUUCAACUAUAAUUUCUACAAGGAAUAUAUCAUGUUUUCAUCAUACUAAAAUUGAAAAAAAAUAGAUUAAACCAUUGAGUGGUUUAUAUCCAUGUGUAUGCACAUAAGUGUGUGCCUUCUGUAGUGGUUGGACCCAUCAAUAGUGUAUCAGGAUCCCGUGUCCCCCACACCCUCCCCAUCAUUUAUUGUUGGCUAUUUUCUACAUGGUAGCCAUGUAAGAGGAUAUCUCCAUGUAGUCUCAGUUUGCAUUUCCUAAUGGCUAAGGCUCCUGAAUAUUCUUCAGCCAUUUUGUUGGCCAUUUGUAUAUGUUCCUUUGUGAGCUGUCCGAUUUGCUUGACCGCUUACUGUCAGAUCUUUGUGUAGUGUGGAUAUCAGUACCUGACAAAGGCUUGUUCCUUGUCUGCUGCAUCUUCACUCCAGCUGGUCCCCUUAGUUGUGAUGCUUUUUAAUCCAUGAUGUCAUUUGUCACCCUUCUCCCCCAUCCUGAGCUACGGAGAACUUCUCAGAAACCCUUGCCUGUUUCUUCCUGUUUUCUUCUACUAUUUUCAGAGUUUAAGGUCUGGCAUUAAGGUGUCUGAUCCAGUUUGAGUUGUUUUUUGUUUAUUGCUAUUUUGUUUUUUGUUUGUUUUGUGAAAAGUGAGAGGUUGGUAUCUAGUCCUUCUAUCUAAUUUUUUAAAAAUCAGUUUUAGUAUUCAGUUUUCCUGCCCCGUUUACUAAAGAAAAAAAUGGUCUUUUUUUUUUCCUUUAUACUGUGUGUGAUACCUUUGUCAAGAUUCAAGUAGCCAUUGUUGUGUGGGCUUAUUUCUCGGCUCACCGUUCCUUUUCUUUGGCGUGAAUGUUUAUUGUGCUAGCACCAUACUGCUUGUGUCACUAUGGCUCUGCAGUAGGACUUCCGUGAGCCUCUGGCACUGCUAUUUGCUCAGGGGUACUUUGGCUGUUUGGAGCUUUCUGUGCAUUUAGGAUUGCUCUGGGUUUGGGCUGUUUGCUUUUCUGUUAUAUAAAGAAUAUCAUGGGAAUUUUAAUGGGCUUGCAAUAAAUCAUACAUUACUUUUCCUCAUGGCUGUAAGUAAGAAGAUAAAUGUUCAGAAAUGAAGGAAAGACUUAUCACUUAAUGUUAUCAUUACUGUGCUUCAGAAUUGUUAAAUAGAUAAGAGAGAUGACUUUGCCCUUAGGAAUACUUCAGCUCUUCCUGAGGACCCAGGCAUAGACACAGUCAUUAUUACACAUGAUUCUCAGAGGACCCACAUCAUCUUCCAGCCUCCCCAGGGACCCAGGGGUGUCCUGUUGCUGAGGAUACACACACACACACACACACACACACACACACACACACACACACACACACACACUAAUUCAAUCUCUCUUUUUAUUAUUUUAAAGAAAGUAUCAGAUCACAGUAAGGCUGAGCCAAAGGAUAGUUCUGUCUACCAAGAAUCUUGAUGAUUUUCUGAAAUCUUUACCUCAGCUGUUUUGAAGUCUUGCACAUAUGAUGUAUCAAGAGCUGUGUAAACUGACCCUUCCCCAGUCGUGUGCAGAGACCUAGACUCAGAGUUGGCCUGCAGUGAAGACUGUGAGGUGUAAAAGGAAGGUUCCUUUUUCAUGGAAUGGGUCUAAUUUAGGAAGCAGGACUACACAGUUGGCAGUCUCCUUAAAUACGUUCCUCAUAUACCAGUGUGAAAUAGCAAGCUGCUGGCAAGCAGACAAGCUCCGUGAAUUCAUAGGGACUGUUUCUUUUCUGUGUGUAACUGAGAUUCAGUGCCCAGUACCUAGUGCUUUCUGGGGGAAAAAAAAUGGUCUUUCUAAAAAUCUUGCUGUAUUUUUGUACUGGUUGAAAAUAAGCCCUUUGCACAUAUGGAAAAUUAUUAAGAUUCCCUUCUUCACAAAGUCUCUGAAAUGGAUUUUGGCAAAGACAUUUGUUUUCUUGCUGCUCUGUCAAAUCUGCCUUGUUUUAGACCACCGGCCUCCACCCAGUUUCUUCAUAGCCACAACAUCUAACUUUCUUUCUGUUUAAUACCUUUGUUGAGAAAAUAUAAAUAAAUAUACAUUACUUUUUAAAACAAAUCAUGGGUUUUCCAAACCAGUGACAUCAACAUUUUACAAACAACAGUCACCAUCUUGUGUGUGUGAUCAUCUUGAAAGAUGUCACCUCCCAAAUAUAUAAUGCCAAUACAGCAAAAGGUCAGCAGCUUAGGAUAAAGUGAUAUGACUGUUAGCUUUUGUCAUCUCUGAUCAUUAGCAGUGGUAGUCUAGUCUAUAAAACCGAUAGCUCACUAAUUGUAGAAGAAUCACAGUAACUGUUGCACGCUCUUGUGGUUGGUUGUUAUUAGCCUUAUUGUAUAAUAUUGUAUUAUGUUGAUUUCAUCUGUAGUAAGACACUGUAGAACUUAGUCUGUUAACACAGAGUGGUUGUUUGUUGUCUCGUGAUUUCUAGGAGCCGAGAACUUGGGACCAUCUUGGCUGGGCAGUUCUGGCAUAGAGUCCACCAUAUGUGUAGCCAUGUAUUCCUUAAGGUGGACAAUUCCCCCUAAGGUGACUUAGUUACAUGGCUGACAAGUUAGUUCUGGGCCUUGUCUACUGGCCUCAGUUCUGCACAGGAACUGAUGAAGUGCUCCCAUUGGGUGGAAGCUAGCUUAGUCCAAAAGAAGCAAUCCAGGAAAGUAAAAUGGGAUGGACAGUGACUACCCAAGACAGGAGUGACAGGGGAUGCUCCAUAGUGACGAGCUGGGAGCCCACAGGAAAGCCUGACAAAGGCACACAAUGAGUGAGGGGUUAGAAGAUGAGCUGUACCUGGCUCGACACACGCCAUCGAGGGGUGGCUUUUCACUGCUGGGUGCUGAGGUCAGAACCAGGGUUCCUGGGCAUGGAGAUUGUGCAAAGGGAACCAUAAGGUUGGCAUUUAUCUUCAUUGAUAGUAUUUCAUGAUUUUGCUUUAAAUGAUGUCCCAUUUCAUACCAGAGCAGCCCCAGAAAACACUGCCUCCAGCUUCAUCCAUUCUCCAUGGCUACAGGUGCUGGGUAUCAGGCUUUAGCGUUAUAUUAACCGGUCAUUUUACAGAGAUUUCUGUGUAACAAGGAACCACAGCCAUAGAGUCCUGAGCAUAGCUUACUCUUUGUUCAUGCCCAUGUUAAGUGAACAUUUUUGUAACAUUGAAUUUCUAUAGGAUGACUAAUGUACUGUAGGGCAAUUCAGACUUUUUUUCUUUUAAUCCACUUUGACAAAUAAACCUGAGACUGCUUAAAGAGUGGAGGCUAAACCCAGCCCUUCCCAAAGCUACCAAGUGUAUGUGCUCACCAUAGAGAGGAGGCCUGCAUUCUCUGUCUAUCCAAGCUUGCUCCCUAGCCUGCUUACCCUCAGCAGGAUCUUCAGUAAGACCUUGGCGUGAAUCAUCACAGCUCAGCUCUGCAAUCCUGACUCCAGGCAGUCUGCCUUCUCUGAGCCUCAGGCUUAGCCAGUCUCUGACCUUCAGGCUACUGGCAUUUUAAAUCAUGGACUCACUAGUGAAAUUAGCACUGUGUGAAAUAGGUGCAAAAGGGGCUCUGGCCCUGUGACCUGAAGAGAUAUGUGCAGUACAUGACAUGUCCCACGAUGUCCUCCUGCCCUCAUUUGUAGCCCACACAGCGACCGCAGCCAUCUCUCUAGCUACUCUGCGAAACUAAUCUGUUCUAAUGUGUUCUAAUCUCUUGUUUAAAUAUAGGAACUGUAAAUGCCUUUUCCCACUUUUUUAUCUGAGAGGAAUUUCACACAUACAUGCAUGCACACUCACACACAGUGAUAAAACAUGAGAAAAGCAAAGUAGGACAGAGAUGCUAUCGCAUUCUACCUUGAAGUAGGUGGAAGGCCUGGUUUGCUGUCUGCGUCAUGGAGUCUCGAUGCUUGUUGGAGAACUGUUUGUAGUUAGAGCUUGGGUUGUACGAUCUGAAAGGUCCUUUCCGCUGUAGUUUACAUCUGGAAUGGCCCCUAGGGGUUCCUGCACAGAAACCUCAGUCUCAGUGGCACUCUUGGGCGGCAGUGGACCCUCUGGUCUCAUGUCACUGGAAGCCGGUGCUUCAAGAGGACUGUGGCCUCUUCUCUUUUUGUGUCCCAGUGUGAAGACGGCUACAGACUUGUUGGCCAUUCAUGCUCCACUCUGAUGUGCUGUCCUGCCACAGCCAAAAGCAGUGGAUGACAACAGUGCCUUGCAUUACCAAUCAUCUUACUUAAAUUCUCGAAUGCUGUUGUCCUUGGGCAACUUACCCCUGACCCUCGCUUUCCUUUUGUAUAAAGUAUUGGCAAAUAUAGAGCCCUUCUAUGCAGCUGUCUGGAUUGGAUGAGUUAGAUUUUGUGAAGCUCUUUGUAAUAUAUAAGGUGGUAUUAUUAUAAUAUUUAUUAUAUUAUGUUAUAUAAGUUACGAUGGAGAGGAUGAAGGUAAAACUUUGUAGAAGAAGCUGAGAGUCAGAAAAGCUAUUUCUCUCAGGACAGACAGUGGUAGAACUGGAGCUUGAGCUCCCAGCUAAGGAGUCACUAAAAUGCAUCGUUUGCACGGUGUCUAGAAGCUGUGUCAGCUGCCUUUAGAAUAACGACUGUGAAAGCGCCUAAGCAGCAGGACUCAGUCACGGGUGCUAGCACUCCUAUACGGGUGUUCUAGAAAAGGGAAGGAGCGCGGAGUCCCUGGGCAUCCAUGGGCCUGUGGUAAUCAGCUUCCUCAGAACUAAUUAAGUCCACCAGAACAGCUCAUAGAGGAGAGGAACAAAACUGUUCCCACUUUCCCCGGGAGACCGGCCGUAGUCAGCUCGCCCGUUCUGCAUCACCUUGCUAGCACAUUCCCACUCACUUGGAUAAAGAUGAUGAAUGUGUCUUAGGUUGGAUGGCACCUGUGAGAGCCAUAAAACAAUGGUUUGGUUUUGGAAUAAUCUUAUUCCCUGGUCAUAGUUCUGCCUUGAGUGAAUGAGUAAGGAAUGAGCUCGCACUCCCAAGUGUGCUGCUGCCUCUGCUCAAAACACUUGAAACUCAUCCUCAAUUAACAUUGAACUUGCAGCACAUUCUUGGAAAAGACUGGUGACAAACAGCUUCAUUACUUCUUUGUCAUAUCAUACAGGACAAGCUGAACCUAUAACUGACUGAAAUAUGAAAUGGAAAAAUUACAGAAUGGAGUUCUUUGUUGAACCUUCCAUCCAGUGAUAGAGUUCUGUGAAUCUGAGAGAAAACACUUGAGAAGUAUUCAGAGAAAUGUUUGCUUGCUGGUAGUAGGUCGCUAGCAUUCUGGCUAUCAUUGGCAUGCUUCCACAGGGCCAACAUCAUUAACAGUGUUUAUCUUCAUGCCUGUUAGCUUUACCUAAUGGAAAAGUGAAAUAAAAAUUCCUAUAAGAACUGUUUAAAACAAAAUAUUGUUCAAUUUUUAUACUUUAUAUUAUUUUUAAAUGUUAUGAAAAUGUAUUAUUUUAUUGCCCUGUAAAGCCACAUAUGCUUAUUAAUCUGGUUUUCUUUGUCUAUUUAUAAGGAUGUUUUAUCAAAAUUGAUAUUUUAAAUAUCAUAAAGAUGUAAUGCUUUGCUAAAUUAGACUAUAAAUGAUUAAUUUGGAAAGCAAAUGCAUUUUAAUUAUUUUUCUAGAGUGCCUCUGUAUGUUAUAAAUUGGCAACCAUUAGAAAUCAAGUCACCUACAUGAGUAGUGUCUUUGGGCACUCAGGCCUCUGCUAUAAAGGAACAAUUGAGCCAACAUUUGCCUAAAUGUGUGUCCCAACAUGGGGUCUGCACUCCUCCUUUUACAUCUCACCUACACUUUGUACUCACUCAAAAGAGUUCUCUGAUUUUUUCCUAUGUGGAUAAAUUGAUUUGUGCUUUUAAAAUAUGAGUAGAGAAAAACAGUUUAUCCAGGAAAAUGGAGCUGAACCUCUGAAAGAGCUUUUAUUAAGGAGAAUGAAAUUAAUAUGUUAACUGCUAAUACCUGCUCAGGGUUUGACUUACAAAGUCAUGCGGUGUACUGAAAAAUACAGAAGUCAAGAGGCCUGGACUCUGGUCCUUGUCUCUGCCACAAGUCUUUCUAAAGGACCUCGGACUGGUCCCAUGACCUCUGUGGACGUCUGCCUGCUCAAGUGUACAAGGAAGCUUGACAGCUUGAUUGAUGAGCCCUUGUGGCUGGAGAACCGGCUCCUCAUUCAGAGCCGGUUUCAGCACUGUCUGACUGGCUGCAUCUCUCUAGAUGUGUAAACCACACACGCAUUAAUUGUGUGCUCACCUAAUGAAUACUAUGGCCUCGCGUGGGAUGAUUUCACCUUCAGUUCUCACAAUGCUACAGGCUGAAAAGUCCAUGGUCAAGGUGCUAAGUCAGUGAACUGCAGUUGACCCAACCGUUUCUCACUGUGUCUGCAGUGGCCAGUUCUCUCUCUGGGUGUAUGGAGGGCUUCCUCUUUUUAGGCCACCAUGCCUGUCAGGUUAGGACCCUUAAGCUUCAUGUCCAAAUAUAGUGACAUUAAGGGUGACCUUAGUUACCUUAGGUACUUUCCUCCACAACUGUCUCUUCCUCCCAGCAUCUUCCUUUUGGGGUUAGACAGAAGUAGCAACUAAAUUUCAUGAACUGUAAAACCCAAAGCAAUAAAUACAGUAUCAACAAACUGAUUUUUAAAAUAAGAACUAGAAAUAGCAUUCUUAUCCUAUUUCUGCAUCCCCUUCUUUCCCAGCCGCUGGUAACCUCUCUUCUCCUUUCUCCAUGAAUUUGCCUAUUGUCAGCAUCUGCCCACGUGGGAUUAUAUGAGACACGGCAUUCUUAUCUGACCCUUCCAGCCAGCAUAGUGUUGUCAGGAGCCAUCUGUUACCGGAGUGUGUUGAGACUUUAUUCUCUUCUAAAGCUGAGUAGUAAAUAUCCCAUUGUACCUAUAUACUGCAUUUUACUAUCCCUCCAUCCACUGAAGGAUGUAUGGGUCAUUUCUACCACUUGGCUAAUGUAAAUACUGCUAUUACAAAUACUUUCUUUAAUUUCUUAACACUGUGUGUGUGUGUGUGUGUGUGUGUGUGUGUGUGUGUGUGUGUGUGAGAUGUGUACAUUAGGAGGUGUGAUGGUUUGCAUAUGCUUGGUCCAGGGAGUGGCACUAUUAGGUGUGGCCUUGUUGGAGGAAGUGUGUCUCUGUGGGGGUGGGCUUGGAGACCCUCCUCCUAGCUGCCUGAGGAUGCUCAGUCUGUUCCUGGCUUCCUUUGGGUGAAGAUGUAGAACUCUCAGCUCCUCCUGCACCAUGCCUGCCGGGAUGCUGCCAUGCUCCCGCCUUGAUGAUAAUGGACUGAACCUCUGAUCCUGUAAGCCAGCCCCAAUUAAAUGUUGUCCUUACAUUGGUCAUGGUGUCUGUUCACAGCAAUAAGACCCUAACUAAGACAGGAGGUCAAAUGACAACUUGAAAAAGUCAAUUCAGUCCUUCCACCAUGCAGCUUUUAGAAAUCAAACUAAAGUCAUCAGCCUUGACAACAGACCCUUUACCUGCUCAAGCAUCUUCUAGCCCACAAUGUAUUUAUGUGUUCAUGUAUAUGUCGGCGUGAGCACAUGCACACACCUGUACACUCAGAGACUAGCAGAGGAUGGUCGAUCCCUUGAAACUGGAGUUUCAGGCAUUUGUAAAGUGCGUUACAUGGGUGCCAGGAUCCAAAUGUCAGUCCUCACAAUUUGCAACCAAUUUUCUUAACCACUGAGUCACUCAUCUCUCCAUCCCUACACUCUGUAGGUUUCUACUUUCAAUUCCUUAGGGUUUGUGCCUAAAAGUAGACUUGCUGGUCACAUGUUAUUCUGUGUUAAGUGUUUUCAAUGGUAGCUGUGCAUCAAGAGUUCUAUGGCCUCAUCAAGUAGAUGGCUUAAAGCAGCAGGGAAUUCAUAUGUGUAGCAGGGUCUUUACAAUGAUCUUCUGUAUACCAAACUCUCUGUUAUUAGAGUCUGCAGUCUUCAAAGGGAGCCCAAAUAAAAUGUCUGCAAGGAAACUCUGCCCUCCGGUUAAUGGUAGGGGUGGGAUACACACUAACAAGUAGUACCUUAUCUCUAACAGCUCUGCUCCUCUAAGGCUGGGAGCACAUGGGUCUUCACAUGUGAGCAUUACACGGGGAUGAGUUUAACUCACAAGGGCUUUCACGCUGAAAUGCAAGCUCAUCACAGUGCUCGAAGCUCUGCUGCUUAGAUUAUACAUUCAGAAAAAUGCACACACACAUACACGUGUACAUACACAUACAUGUUUCGUAAAUGAAAGUGUCGAAUCUUCACUUAAGAAUGUUCACUGCCGUGCUAUUACAAUAGUCAAUGACUAAUCUGGAAAGUCUCCAUUCCAAUAAACAGGAAACAUGGUAUGACCAUGCACUGGGACAUGGUAUAAAACAUGCACUUAUGUAGUUAUUAAUAUUUUCAAAAAUGUAUACUCUCUGGUGAUCAGCAUGUUACAAUGAAUAAGUGACUUUAACACAGCAAAAUCUGAUCUAAACACUAUCCAUAGGCAUAAACCAGAAGGAACUGCUAGCAUGCUUGGUUUUUUCUAGUUUUAUUAAGGAAUAAACUUUACCAUUAUGUGCAUUUCAGAGUUGCACAGUUUCAGAGAGAUCAGUAUUUAUAUUUAUACUUUACUACUGUUACUUGGUAACUGAAUUUUGUUUUCUCUAAAGUGAAAUUACCUUGCGAUGCAAUGUUCAAAUCUUGAGCUGCCACUCCUGGGGAAAUCUCCUUAGUCAGGACUGAAACUCUUGCUUUGGCCUGCGUUCCCGCUGGGUGGAAGUUGUGUGUGGCAGUGCAGGCAGCAAUGUUCUAUCAACAGAAACUCAGGUAUUUCUUUGCACAGUGUUAGCCAGAUAAAGUUAAUUCGCUAAGAAGAGCACAGUGAGCAGUAAGAGGGUGACAGGCUGUGGACACCAGGGUGCCACAGAGCACCUCCUGCUGCACUUUGCUGUCUACCUUUGUUGUAUAAAUUAGAAGGUGAGAUGGAAAAGAGCCAUCUCCCACCUCUGCUUUCCCAUGUACUGGAGAAAACCAGAGGCCCUGCCAUAUGAUGGACAGCUUGUUAGAGAUUGGUGGGUAAUGGUGCACAUAAGGGUCUCCUGCAGUGGUUAGGAGGGAGCUAUUUCUUCCCUGGAUCGCAGCAGUGUGCUCGCAAGGGGAAAGAGGUCUUCUCCAUUUAUCAUUUAUGGGUAUGAUAACUGUUUUAGAAUUCUCUGCAUUUAUACAGAGGAUGGAUGGAUGGAUGGAUGGAUGGAUGGAUGGAUGGAUGGAUGGACAAACACACAAGUUUUCUGAACAUAAUAACAGUAUUUGCCCACAAGCCACUCCUGCUAAUCCCAGAAUAAUUUGCCAGUUUCUCAAAGCAAGUACAAUAGAAAGUGUGCCUGGGUCCACUGGCUUCUUAGUACUGGGUUCUAGCUCAGACACUGCUUACUGCUUAGAAUUCUCCAUGCAGCAGAGUCACCACUUUGAGCCAUAUCCAUGGAUAUCUUCUUAGAGUCCCAAGGCAUGAUCUCUGGGCACUGGAAGAGUUGCCUCUGAGAAAAAUUACUAGCAAAGAUAGCUUUUUUGGUAGCACCACUCCCUUGUGGGGUGACAGGUUGUUUGCCUUUCUGAGGGCCAUGAUUGAAGGUACAGGACACAGAAGCCUCCUGCAGUGUUGAGAAUGCUUCCUCAGAGUCUCCCAGUGAGAACUGGUGCUCAGAGAGUCUGCCAGGAAAGCAGUGUUCAUGCUGUACCUGUGGGCAGAAUGACCCCGCAGCACUCCCCUGCUGUGAGGCACACAGAAUGGGCUGUGUGAGCACUGGCAAUGUUUACCUUCUUUUAUUCAGAGCAAUACAAGUGACAAACAAGAGUCAAGGGGUCCUGAGGAAAUGGUUAGUUCAAUAGCACAGGGUCCAAAGAGUGCAAUGGAGGGUCUGAUCUUGGCUCCAGCUGAGAACAGGCAUUGGGAAUUGAUGAGCAACCUCCUAUUGGGGCUGAGAAUGCAAGAAGGAUGUGCUGCGCUGAGUUCAACAACAGAUACUCCAAAGGAGGAGCUGGGCAGCAGUCAGUGAUGGGAGCACCAGUGCACACAGUGGCUGCAGGAGCCCCAGGAGCAGAUCCCUGGCUGGGCCACAGAACAGUGUGGGUGGUCCUCCUGCCCAGGACUUAGACCCAGGGCAGAGCCAAGCAGAAGAGGACAUAUGUCCACCUUGUCACCUAGCAAAGCACUGUGUGACACAGCUCCAUCCAGGCUGGCCAGUGGUGACAUCAUCCUUAAAACACUAAAUGGAAGGCUCCAUCCUUAGAGAUUUUUUUAAGCUAUAAUUAUUGGGGCAAGGAAAAGUUUUUUGAACUUGGUUUUUAAAUCUUACUUUACAUUUUCCUGGGGUUUAGUUCUGUUUGCUUCCAGCAUGGCCUAAAUACCUACUUCAAAGCAAACAUUCUAACAAGAACUUGUUAAAAGGAAGAGAAACCAGUCCCUGUGGCUUCUUGUACACCAGCUAUGGAGGCCUCACAGAACCACGUUUGUGAGCUGAGUGUAAAUGAAUCCGAAACCUACAAAUUAGAUUUCCCUUGAAAUACACAUGGGCUUAAAACCUUAACGGGAAAAGAACUUGGCAAAUCAAGUCUGACCAUAUUCAGCAAAACCUCACUAAUUUGCACUAAUGACCAAGAGACCCAUUGAGAAUUAGCUGGAUUUUUGUGAGUGUGUUAGCAUGGGAAAAAAAUACCAAAACGGGAGUGUGGAAGUGAGGGUAGCGAGGGUAGAGAGGAAGAGGGAGGAGGAAAAUCAAAGUUCUAGCAUGAAACGAGCAUACUUUAUGGUACAGUGAAGAAUGCAUUUGAACGGUUACUGGAAUGAAACCCAAUAGCUUAAUGAGCGCCUUGCCGCGGUGCCUGCUGCUGCCGAGGCGGCCAUGCCAUAGGCCUCCUGAGCCAGCAGCUAAUGUGCACUUGGGCAAAGAGGCCUUUGCCUGAUUGAAAGCUGGGGGGCUGUGGUUUGCGCAGGGGUAUAAACCAGUGAGAUUCUACCGUGUGUCAUGCACAUUUGUUAUGGACGCUGUGAUUGCAAAUCAGAAUCGGGAGUUAGAUUGCUUAUUACGGCUUUUAAAAAAGGCAAAAAUGUACUACACAUAGCAAAAGAUGUUGGAAUUCUCACUAGCUUCCUCUUCUGCAGAUAUAGAGAAUUCUACUUAGUGUAGUGAAUAGAAGAUGUUCACUUUUACAUUUUCAGAAUCGAAGGCUAGACAAUUUGGUACCUUCUAUUGUGACAUGAAUUUUAUUAAAAAUAAAAGCAGCAUCUUUAUAUAAGCAAAUGUUUGAAAUGCUGUUGACUUAGUUCAUUAUUCCAGGCCCAAAUUUCAUAAUGAUAAUGGCUCUUUUUCUGUGGCUACUUUUGAGAAACAAAUGCUAUUUUAAUUGUAGUUAUGCGUCUCUGGGGUUUAAGUGGGAUAUGUGCAUGUAGUGUGGUGCCCACACAAACCAGAAGAGGGCAUUGAUCCCCAGGAGCUGGAGUUACCGGUGGUUUGUGUGCCAUUUAGAAUGAGUGCUUGGAACGGACCUCAGAUCCUCUGCAAGAGCGCUGUGUGCUCUUAACCACUAAGCCAUCUCUCCAGCUCCUAAGAUACCAUUUAACUGGAUGUGAUUACAGGAGGUGCCUCCCACAACCGAGCAUGUACCUUAGCUUUAAGACGAGGAUUUCAUGUACUGUGGGCCUCAGACAUACUAUGUAUGUCUCAAAAAUGCCCCUUCCCUCUGAGAAGAAGCUUCUGACAAUGAUUUGUAUUUAUGCUGAUUUGAAUUGCUCCCUCAGAUCUGCCUUUCAGAAAGCUACCUUUCUACCAGCUGAAGAAUCAUUUAGAACUACUCCUCAGCCACUGGAGAAUAAUAAAUGUGUUCUGUAGGUUUCUCAGGAUAUAAUUUUAUGCAAAUAAUUUUAGGUCUUGUACUAACCCCCAACCAGAAAAAGAAUCAUGACACCAAGUGGCACAGAAAAGGCCAAAGUCCAGUAAACACGUGGUAAAGCUCUCAACUCUCACCAGUUUUCAUCUUUCCUUUCCUUCCCACAAUUAAACAGUGGCUGCAGUUCAUGCAGACCUUCUGAGGCAUCCCUCCUUCAAGCCAAGAACUGAGGAAGUAAUGAAACCAACGGGCUUGUUUAUUAGCACACGUGUGUGUGUGUGUGUGUGUGUGUGUGUGUGUGUGUGUGUGUGUGUGUGUGUGUGCGCGCGCGUGCGCACAAAUACACACACACAUACCCCACAUAGGAGCCACAUAAAAGUUACUCAUUCAUACCAAAACUGUGGAAAAAUCUUUUGCAGCAGAACACCUUAGAAGGCUAGAGAACAGUCUGCAUGAUCUGUAUGAUAGGUGAUCUUGCCCCGCACAGCCACUCUUAACUUAUCACCAUUCCCCUGCCUCCUAUUCAUUCUUCUGCAGCCAUGCUGUCCUUUGUUCGGUGCCUCAAACCUUCCACUGAAGCUUCCCCAAGGAUCUUCCCCCUGCCGCUCUCUCGUGGUUGCUCUUUCAGUGUGGUUUGCUUCCUGUUCAUUGUUCAUCUCUCUCAUCAGAUGUCCUCUUUCUGGACGGGCCGUGCUGACCCUUCCUUGGAAUAGCUACGGCUCUACUCUUGUGUGUUGAGUUGUCUGUCAUCUGCUGUGAAACAUGCAUUGGCUUUGAUGUGCUCACGUGUCCUCCCACAAUAGUAAGCAAUAAAUAAUAUCUAUGAAAUAAAGAUUUAGUGAACAGUGAAGGAAAGAAAUAACAUGAAUAUAUGCAGAUAUCCUGCAAGGUUGGGUUGCCUCUGUGCCUUAGUAACUUCACUUCAUUUUCUCCAUAACUAAUAGUCUUUUCAUUUCUUUCUUGAAAGGAGUUUUUAUAAAUACUUUCAAGUAGAGUAUUCUCUCUCUCUCUCUCUCUCUCUCUCUCUCUCUCUCUCUCUCUCUCUCUUCUCCCUCCCUCCCUCCCUUUCUUGCCUCGGAAUUCAGAUGUUCAUUUAAAGUAUAAGCCUUGAAAGGUAUAAUCUGUGCAUAAUUACAACUUUCUCAGCAUUUUGAUAUUAAAUAUUUGGUCACAUCCAAGGUAUUUCUAUUGUAUUUCUUCAUCAAGGCUUUAAUGAACUUUGAACUACUAAUAUAGUAAUAUAUAUAAAAGACAAUGAUGGCCUAGAAGAAAGACACAGUAUGGAAUUGUAUUAUUUCUUUAUAAUGUGCAGUGGCUGUAGUAAUCUUUAUGGGUGAAAUGAGACCAUACAGAGGCCCUGUCAUUGGAGGGGGGAAAUUUACUUGCAUACAGAAAUUCCUCACUCCUGUUAGAUAGGUGCAAAUGGUGAGAUAAAGAAAAAAGUACUGUACAGUCCUAAAUUAGAGAAGGCUUUGCAAAAAGGAGGUUGCCUUGGUUGAAUUUAAAGGCCAGAAGAGGUUAGCCCAGACAGGAGGGGCUUGAUAAAAAGGAAGCAUGCACAGAUAUCAAGUGCCAAGGAGCUAUGAACAGAGCAAGAAGACCAGGAAAUCCUCCAGCAUUGGGACUUACUAAAGCGUGAGUGUACAGUGAGGGAGGCUGGUGGAAAGGGGGUGUAGUUAACUUCAGAUAUACAACCUGUUCUCCAAAUAAGAGCUUACAUACUGCCCUAAGAUCAGAUCAAAGCAAAACUACGUUAGAGUUAGAACAGAAAACUCAGACUUCCCAGUAUGGCUUCUCCUCAAUGUUCUUUGUUCCCUUUGGCUCAACAGCUAGAACAUUGCCACAUCCAGGGCUUUUCUCAGCUGACCUUGUAAAAACACAGCCUAGAGUCACUUAGGAAAAGGGGAUCUCAAUUGAGAAAUUGCCUCUAUCAGAUUGGACUAUAGGCAAAUCUAUGAGCACUUUGUUGAUUAAUGAUUGCUACAGGAGGACCCAGGCCACAGGGAUGGUGCCAGCCCUUGGCAGGUGGCUUGUAUAAGCAUGACCUCUGUGGCAGAGUCUACCUUGAGUUCCUGCUCUGGUCUUCUUCAUAGUAGGCUGUGAUCAUUAGGUGUAAGCUAAAUAAACCUUCUCCUCAAAUUGCUUUUGGUCAUGGUGCUUAUCAUAUCGGUAAAAAGCAGUAAACUAGACCAAUCCCUUCCCUCAGAGAUUAGAAACCUAAGUUUGAAGGCUUGGUGUAGUCAUGAAUUAAUGGUAAAACCCAAACUAGAACUCUGUCCCUUGAUUUCCAAUCUAGUGGCUUUUAGAAGUAUGACACUGGAGAAAGAAAAAGAGAAAUUUCUUCUUUCACAAAUAUAGUAUAUAAAAGAAAAUACUAAAAAAAAUAUUCUCUGCUCUCUAUAGACUCAUCAAUCUUAUUAGUGGAGGUUUUCUUUAGCAUACUCUUCUCUUCUUAGUUCAUCCUGUGCCCUGGACCUUCUCAUGCUACUGCUGUGUUAUCCCUCAGCCUGAAGCUUAGAGAACUCAGUACGGAGAGCUCUCUGCUAAGACCUCUUGUUAAUGGAAUCCAUUCCCAUUAAGGCUUGAUGGUGCCUGGGUGACUGACCUGUUAAACAGUGUGUCAUGGCUGGAUCCUGUUCUAAUGGCAAAAGCAGCAGAAUUGCAGUGUGGAGACCUGGUUAUGCUCCCAGCCCAGCCAUUAAGUAGCUGAAUAACAUUUGGAAAAGUCACUCAGGCUCAGCUGUACAAUGAGAAAGUUAAACUAAAUUAUCCCUCAGGCCCACUCUGGCUCCUACAGUCUGUAAUUCCAAUCACAGCGUACGUUGUGCUUUAUCUGUGAGCACUGUAGCAUUUAAUAGGCUGCUAUAAGCUCUCAUUUUUGGUGGUCCUCGUGACUGAGGAGAGUUGGGUACACAAAGCAGUUGACUAUGGAUACCUCCAAAGAGAUGCGGGAGUGGGCGUUUUCUCCCCAGGAUAGAGGGAACGUGCUCAUGGGAUGUGUUGUUUGUCCAUGAGCAGCCCCAGUAUGGGAAUCUGAAUGACUUCUCUGAUGUUCUUGAAGUUAUGUCCCCCAUCAUCAGUGGACUGGACAGCACAGCACAGCUGUGGAGGGCCCAUGAAGGACUUAGGUGACCACUGUGAACAGCUCUACAUGUACCAGUGUGCACUCUUGUAGUAUCCCCAGGGCUUCCCCAGCCUUCACAGAUUCCCAAUUGGCCUUUCAUUUUCCCAUCUCUCACUCCAGCAAAAGCCCUUCCUCAGUGUGUCAAACAGCCCUGGAAAUCAAGCCCUACCGCUUUAAGAAUAAGUGUGAUACAACAAA